GAGGUUUGAAGUUAGUUGGUAUAAAAAACUCAAAACGGAUUUCUCUCUCUCUCUCUCUGUUCAACGCUACGUCUCUGAAGUCUGAACCCCCGAAGAGAAAAUUGGACCACGCCGCCACAACUACAUUCUCAGCACAGCGAUUCUCUGCCGUUCGAUUGCUUCGGUAACUCAAACUCGAAAUUGGGUCUCCAACAACUCAAGAAACUAGUUUUCCCUGGAGUUUCAGCUCUAGGCCUCGCUCCCUCACCGACCCUCUGCUCUAGCUUCUUAUUCAGAUAUGGAUGUGGAAGUUGAUCACUAUGUUAUUCUUGGGUUGCCUUCUGGUGAGGAAGGUGCUAAGCUGAGUGCGGAUGAUAUUAGAAAGGGGUACAGAUCGAAGGCUUUGGAGAAGCACCCGGAUAAGAGGCCUGGUGAUAAACAAGCCCUUGCUGAUUUCCAGAGGCUUCAGUCAUCGUAUGAGAUUCUCAAGGAUGAGAAAGCCAGGAAACUGUUUGAUGAUCUUCUUCGAGUUAAGCGUGAGCAGCAACGUAGGAAGGCAGAGCUUGAUUCCAGGCGUGGUUCCAAGCGACAGAAGAUGGUUUCGGACCUUGAAGAAAGGGAACGAGCCGCAUUUGCUCCUGACCCGGAAGCCAAAGCACGAGAAGAUGAGGAGAGAAUUGCUAGGAAGUUGAAAGAAGAGAUUGCGCGAAUACGUGCAAUGCAUGCAAAUAAAGGGGCGAAUAUGGGAUCAAAUAUUUGGAGGGAGUCAGCAGGAGUUGGAAAGGAGAGUACGAGUAGUGCCGGGGCUUCCACAAUGGAUAAGGAGAAGAUGCUUAAAGUUUCAUGGGAGAAGGUUGGGGAAGACUAUACGGCCGAGAAGUUGAGAGAGUUGUUUUCAAAGUUUGGAGAGGUGGAAGAUGUUGUCAUUAAGAGUUCAAAGAAAAAGGGUUCAGCACUUGUGGUGAUGGCGGCUAAAGAAGGAGCGGUUGCUGCUACGGGAAGUGUAUGUGGUCAUCUUUCUAAUCCAUUGCUAGUUUUGCCUCUUCAUCCUCCAAUGGCUGCAGAGACUCUGAGUUCUCCCCCAAGAUCUGUGGAGCCUAAACUAAAUAAUUUGGUUGGGGCUGGUUAUACUGCAUUUGAAGAUUCUGUUUUAAUGAAACUCCGGAAGGCUGCAGAAAAGCAAAAAUAGGAAAUGCAGAACAUCAAAGGAAGAGGUUCCUGUGACUCAUGCUCUCCCUGAAUUCUAACACUUACCUGAUGUAAUAAUGUAAGAAGAGAUCCAUAUAUUUUCGCAAAAAAAGAAAAAAGAUCCAUAUAUUUAAAUCUCAUUAGUGUCACUUCUAUGUCAGUUUUCCCCGUUUUAUUUCUUUGUGGAAAUACUAGCUCAGCAUCUGCUUAAAGCUCUUGACUGGUUUACUGACUCCAAUUGGGGGGCACCAUAUGUAUGUUAUGGGUGUUGUCCAUAUGACAAGUACCCUUUAUUUUCAUCUUACUGGAUAUGCUUGGCGCUUGCUAAGGGCUUAAAAGGGAUUGGGAUUUGUAUUUCUUUGAACAAUAUUUAUGUUAUUUUGUAAAUGUUGGAAUAGGAAAACUUAUUUUGCCAGGCU
Messenger RNA from Quercus robur (English oak), 1586 nucleotides. RefSeq lists its product as uncharacterized. The record is from RefSeq and is a predicted model, not a curated record. Lineage: Eukaryota; Viridiplantae; Streptophyta; Magnoliopsida; Fagales; Fagaceae. The transcript has 4 exons. Gene Ontology annotation, molecular function: RNA binding. Bases 278 to 1168 code for a protein of 296 amino acids.